AUGGCGUCUCUGAUCUCAGAUACUGAACCGCCUUCGUCCACGCCCAAGCUCGACUUCCUUCGAAGGAAGAAGAGACUCUCUGUUUCCUCCUCCGCAUCCGUAACCACCGGAGACGACGGCGAUAGCCACCACGCGCGAUGGAGAUCGGAGAAGCAGCGAAACUACUCCGCGAAGCUGAUCCAGGCGCUGCAGCAGGUCCGCUGGCUCUCCUCCUCUUCCUCCGCGACACCGUCUCCAAAACGCGGCAAAGCCGUCCGCGAAGCCGUGGAUCGCGCCCUCGCCGUCUCCGCUCGCGGGGAGGACGCCUGGAGUAGAGCGAUCCUGGCCAACCGGAUCAAGCUCAAAUCGAAACAGAAACGGCCGAGACCGCCGGCGGCGAUCCUGGCCGUGAUCACCACGACGGAAAUCAGCAGUGGCAGGAGAUCGUGGAAGAAACGGAGAGUGACGGUUGUGAAACUGAAUAUGAAGAGUAUACCGACGGUAAACCGGAAAGUACGUGUUCUCGGCCGGUUAGUUCCGGGUUGCAGGAAAGAAUCGGUACCGGUUAUUCUGGAAGAAGCAACGGAUUACAUUUGUGCCUUUGAGAUGCAAGUCAGAGCCAAUGCGAAGUCUCUAGCCGAGCUUCUCUCCGGUCAAACUCAGCUCCAAACUAGUCCCAUUUGA
Molecule: messenger RNA, 663 nt
Organism: Lycium ferocissimum
Lineage: Eukaryota; Viridiplantae; Streptophyta; Magnoliopsida; Solanales; Solanaceae
Product: transcription factor bHLH148
Biological process (GO): regulation of DNA-templated transcription
Molecular function (GO): protein dimerization activity
Source: RefSeq, a predicted model, not a curated record